ACUUACCUGGACAGGGUCAACUCAUGAUCAAGAAGAUGAGUGGCCUAGGCUAGUGACCUCCAUUGCACUCUGAGGAGGGGCGCUUAGCCUAAGGUCUCCCCAAGCGGGAGAGCCUGUGUCAUUAUUUGUGGCAGAGGGAGCUUGCGUUCGCGCGGCUCCUACCAUCUAUUAUCAGUUUCUAAUUUUUUGUUGGACAAACUUACUUAGCUGAAGUAAAGCAAAGUCUUGUAUGUUCCUAUGUUCCAAAAAAGUUAACUUAACAAUCCAACGUCAGAAGUAUCAUGUAGGUGUUUUUCUUUCGGCCCAUUAUAAGAAAACGGUUACUGAGACUUACAUUUCUAAAAAUUAUGUGGGCCUGAAUUACAAUAGAGCCUUAAACCCUAGACACAACAUCUUCUUCUUCUCUUUCAAGAUCAGAAGACGCCGCAGUUCCAUCUUCCAGCAUUGUCCUACAGAAAGAAGAGAGGUGUGAAAAUGAGUCGUGGAAGUGCAGCAGCUCCAAAGGGAAAGAAGAAGGGAGUUUCCUUCACCAUUGAUUGUUCUAAGCCUGUUGAUGACAAGAUCAUGGAGAUUGCUUCCUUAGAGAAGUUUCUUCAGGAGAGGAUUAAGGUUGGUGGCAAAGCUGGUGCUCUCGGUGAUACUGUCUCAAUCACUCGUGACAAGAACAAGAUCACCGUCACCUCUGAUGGCCAAUUCUCCAAGAGAUACCUCAAGUACUUGACAAAGAAGUACCUGAAGAAGCACAAUGUCAGAGAUUGGCUCAGAGUGAUUGCAGCCAACAAGGACCGUAACCUCUAUGAGUUGAGGUACUUCAACAUUGCUGAGAACGAAGCUGAGGAAGAAGACUAAAUAAACCAAGAUUUUUUUCUGAUCAUCUCUUCAUCUUAGUUGGUUUUUGAUUCUACUACGAUUGUCUCUGUUCUGGUUAGAUAUUAUCUAGUUUGGUUGAAGGGAUACACUUUGGUUUGUUACUGCGCAUUUGAGCUUCUAUGGAGUCUUGUUUUUUUUUUCCAGACGGUUAUUUCGGUAAACCGAGUGGAGUUUGCAAAUCUUUCGUUCCAAAAUUUAUUUCGUU
Molecule: messenger RNA, 1075 nt
Organism: Brassica napus (rape)
Lineage: Eukaryota; Viridiplantae; Streptophyta; Magnoliopsida; Brassicales; Brassicaceae
Product: 60S ribosomal protein L22-3
Exons: 3
Coding region: 475-849 (124 amino acids)
Biological process (GO): cytoplasmic translation
Cellular component (GO): ribosome
Molecular function (GO): RNA binding; structural constituent of ribosome
Source: RefSeq, a predicted model, not a curated record